This is a messenger RNA of Dreissena polymorpha, 11227 nucleotides long. Its product is annotated as transient receptor potential cation channel subfamily M member 7-like. Bases 466 to 4830 code for a protein of 1454 amino acids. Gene Ontology annotation, biological process: monoatomic cation transmembrane transport. Gene Ontology annotation, molecular function: monoatomic cation channel activity. Gene Ontology annotation, cellular component: membrane. The transcript is spliced from 35 exons. Lineage: Eukaryota; Metazoa; Mollusca; Bivalvia; Myida; Dreissenidae. The record is from RefSeq and is a predicted model, not a curated record.
GAACAAGGAACUGGAUUAUCAUUCCUUAAAACUUAGUAGAAAAGUUUUGCGAUACGUAUUUUAAACGUAAUACAUUAAGUAAAUGCAUUUGAGUUAUUUUGUUUUAAUUUACUCAAGAAUUGUAUGUAUUAUUUUUCUUCAAAACUCUUAUACCUUAUUCUAAAAAGGAAUAAGGAACUAGGAAAACGGAACCAACUUAUUAUCCAUUUAAAAACGUGUCACAAGUGAUUUUAUAAUUCAUCCAUGACCAAGAAUUUUACAAAAACAGUGUGGCCAUUUGCAGUGCAGUCCCAUAAAUAUUGUGCACAGUAUAAUAGCUUUAACGCUUGAUAAGGGAGUAAUAUAAACACGGCGUUUGUAAAAUAAUCUUCAGAGUGGAGAGAAUAGUAGAUGAUGCAGUUUCAGUAAUAUGAUUAAACGCUUUCAUUGAUACGCAUGCUCAUCCUAUGAAAAACAAACGGAGAUAUGACGUCGAAUAGUGAAUCAACUAGGGUAGAAAUAGACGGCACACUUGUAGAAAGUGCCGGACAAUCUUCAAAAUAUGCUAUUGAAUUUAUAGAUUAUGACGAUGAUUAUUAUUAUGAAAGUGAUGAUAUGUCGUUAACAAAUGAAAGUAGCGAAGAAAUGGACGACCUGAUUUCAAAACAAAAUGAUACGCGGCGAAAUUCAGAAACACGACAUACAACUGCAUUUUAUAAGAAGACAUAUACCAGUGGAACAAUCAGUUUUAUCAAAAAAAGCAACACCACCAAAUGCAACAUACACUUAAAUGAUGUAAAGUUCAUCAAGAUAGCUGCCGGUAAGGGGAACAGGGACAUUGACAGUAUUCUGCAGACAGUUGCGGAAGGCGUUGUUAAAAAGGUUUGGCAACUUCGUCAUAAAAAUCUUCUGCUGUCAGUCGAUUCGGUUCCGCACGAGUUGGACAACGAAGGUCAUAGCGCAAUACUAAACGCUAUCGCAGGUGUUUUAGAAGGAACAUGUGUGGUGACUGACGGAACUUACGAUGGAUUGCUUGUCACAAACGCUGUACAUAAAUUCGAGGAAAAAAACGAACCAUUAAGUUGUCCACGUAUUGGAAUCAUCUGCUUGGACCGCAUAUGGAAUAAAGAAACAAUAAAGGAGCCAUGGGAAGUGAAAAGAGGAGUGUUCGGCAUUGACUCAGAUGGUGAGCUGUUUAUCGUCGAUACAAGCAAGCAAAGGUGGACGUUGAACCCAGCUUCAUUGACCAAAGUUAAUGUUCAACGUGACGGCAACACCACGACUAGUCCUUUAACUGUUGAUGUUCAUGGCAAUUCAAGCUCUCCUCACUUUGAUGUUGGCGACUUGGUGCAGAUCAGAAAUGAACCGGCGAACUGGCAGCGUAUAUAUGGUUUAGAAAAGAAACAUUAUACAGAGGCGACCAUUGGUAAAAUUGGUAUCAUAGUGCAGGUGACCAAAGAUAAUGACCUGUUGAUCCAAGUGAGCGGUGAACACUAUUCGUUUUGGUACAAGCCGGACGCUGUCACGUUGAUGACGGGAAAGCAUUUCAUUGACCCUUUGAAGAAAAUCUUCAACAAAUACCGGCGUUUAGAUGUGAAUGACGAGCUUGUACAGGCUGUUUCGACAGACAAUGUCAAAAAGGUCUACGCGAUCAUCCGCCAGGCAUACACAGAUUUCAUGGAAUUUACAAGUAUGUCGUUCGGCGUAGAUUGCAGUGGUAACUUUUUUGUCGUAGACGCCAAUGGAAGGACGACUUUCGGCCCAGAUGAUUUGAAUACAGAUGGUAAUGAUAUUGCUUCCUCAGACGUUGAUCACGAUUUUGCUCACGGUGACCUGGUGAUGAUCCGUGGGUCCGAGUCGACUGCCCAUUGGACCGACCAGAAGAAGCGGACAAUCGGUAAAGUUGGUGCAAUAGUGCUUGAAAAUAACCCCGACCGUGCCAUUAACGUAAGAGUGUGCGGCAAUAUCGACUGGUACCAUCACUCAAAUCUUGCGCUUGUGAAUCAAGGGCGCUUUGAUCUAUUGAAGGAACACUUUAGGAAUCCCGAGCCGUAUUGUGUGAGAGACGAGCUUCAACAAGCUGUAUACGAAGGAGAUCGCAAGAAAGUGACCGCUAUAAUACGCAAGGCUUACAAAGAUAGUACACGCGUCUGUGAAUAUGAAGAUCAUGUGGUCAACACCGUUAAACGUUUGAGUACGGAAAACCACCUUUUCGUCUUAGUGGACAACUCUACGCUUAACAGCUUCGGCUGGGAAGAACUUGAGUUUCGAGCUAUUCUAGAAAAACAAAUUUCGUCCGAAAUGAUCCGAUCAAGGAUGAAUGGGGAUUUCAACCAAUAUUGGGAAGUUCUACUCGUAAAACUUCUGUUUAAUGACCAAACCACAGCGAAAACUGUAAAAUUCGCUAUGGAAUAUGACCUACCUUCCGUGGUUGUAGUCACUACUGACUCGGAUAAUUGCAAACGACAAGACAGUGCCAUUUCGGACAGAAAGCAUCAACUCAGAGAGGAAGUGUUUAACAACUUAAGUAAGGAAUAUGUUAGAACUCCUGAAGGAGGCCAACUUUUCCAAGCUUACAAGAAGGAACGUCUAUUGGCGGUCAUACAUGUUAGCGACAUGUCCACAAUGCUUUUGCAGAUGAUCGUGGAUGUUGUUUGGAAAGCUAGUUCAGUUAGGACGAGACUCUUGGAAUGGAUUCUUAACGAUCAAAAAAGAAAAACUGACAUGGUAAUACCACUGAUCUGUGCAGCUGGCAAGCCAAGUAAGGAUGAUUUAUACAAUAAAACCCCAGUUUUGAUUGCCAGUGAUAUCGCAUUCAUCAUGCGUUAUUGCUUGGGUUGCAAUGAUGCAGAAUGUGUAAGAGCGUUAAUUCAACCUGAUGUCAAUAUGAAUUCAACUUGGAUAGAAGCUUCACAAUACACAGAAUUAUGUGAUGAUAAUGAUGGAUUGCUGAAACGUUUGAAGUCACAGGACCCGAUUAAGUGGGUCAUGCAGAGAGUGAAGGCGCGUCCAGUGCGAGGCGAAGUCGAAGGCCACGACGCCUGGAAACGUGUGGCAUACUCAGCUGAUAAAGAGCCGAAAACUGAAGAUGUAUUGCCAUACUGGGAGUACAUGUUUAUUUGGACUUUAUUGUUGCGUAAACACAAAAUGGCGAAAAUACUCUGGGCAAAAACAGAGCAUCCACUCUUCAUGGCCCUCAUUGCACAUAAUUUAUGCAAGGCGGUGAAAAAGCAAACAGACGAUAAUGUUCUAAUUGCCGAAAUGGAAAAAGAGUUGAGGGAGUGGACUACUACGGCUAUAGAAUUUCUAGACAAAUGCUACCAGGAUGGAGAUAAACCCACAUACGACCAUCUGAAAAUGGCCAUGCCUUUUUGGAAUGAGAGAUCAUGCCUAGAUUUGGCUGUUGAUUCGAGAAACAUGGAGGUCCUGGCCCAACAAGCUUGUCGAAAUCUAGUUGACGAUGUCUGGAAUGGGCAAUGUACGGAUGACAAGUUAAACCAGCCAUCGUCAAACAAAGACUUGAACAAGUCAUCUUUGAACAAAAUCGAGGCUCCGGAAAGGAAUACGAGACAGAGGCCAUCGUCAGACACAGACUUAAACAAGUUCUCCUUGAACAAAAUGCAGGCUCCAAAAUGCAAAUUCGUGUACAAUGCGAUCUCGCAACUGCUGUUUCUGUUCUUGUUCGCGUACGUGUUGUUGUUUGAACUCACGCCAAAUGUAUCGUUCAGUGAAUACGUAUUACUUACAUGGGUAAUUGCCAUAUCGGUGGAAGAAUUGAGACAGAUGCUUCAGAUGCCUGGUCAUAAGAAUGAUAAGACUGCCACUCAAAGUGUGCAGUUAAGGACAAAACUGAAGAAUUACAUUUUGGAUGGAUGGAACUGGAUCGAUAUAUUUACGAUCAUUCUGUUUGUACUUGGAUUCGGGCUGCGAUUCGCACACUUUCCAGACAAGAUUGAUUAUCCUAGACUCGUAUAUGCCUUCGAUUUUGCCGCGUUCUGCAUUAGACUCCUUUACAUAUUUUCUAUUGAAAAAGCAAUUGGCCCAAAAAUCAUUAUAUUUAAAAAAAUGGUAAAGGACCUACGGCAUUUCUAUGUAAUCAUGGUGGUGUUUGUAGUGGCUUACGCCAUUACCUCGUACUCCAUUCUCUACCCCGGUGCUAAAAUUACUUUGGCAAAUGCUAAACAUUUAAUAAGAAGGCCUUACUGGCUUCUUUAUGGAGAGCUCACUUUAGAUGAGACUGAAGAGUUUAAGGAUUGUACAAAUGACACUGGCCUAUGGGAAAACGGAACAACACGACUCUGCCCAACUGAGACCGGCAGGACUUAUGGUCCUUUCAUGAUGGGAGUUUACCUUAUGUUUUCAAAUAUCCUGCUUCUCAACAUUCUUAUUGCAAUGUUUAAUUACACAUUUACUAAAAUCCAAGACAAAUCAGAGAAGAUUUGGUGUUUCCAGAGAUUCGUUGUCAUCAAGGAUUACGCACAACGGCCUGUAUUAUGUCCUCCUUUGAAUUUAUUAUCUUGGCCUAUAUACAAGCUUUUCCAAUGUUGUGUGACCAAGCGUACAAAAGAUGAGCUCUCAGAUGAUCAUUUCCAUGUUCCUUACGACGACAAGGGGCUUCGUAAAACCAAUUACGGUGAAGGUAAACAGUACCUCACAUUAAGUAAAUUUAUGAAAGAGGCACAUCGCAGCUAUCUGCAUAAGAAAAAAACAGAAAGUGACACUUCGAUGAUAGAAACAACGGCAAAUGAAAAGCUUGAUCAUUUGAAAAACAAAAAUGAUGAGUUGGCGAGCCUGGUCCUCAGUCUUCAGGACCAGCUUAACAGAAUGCAGGCGAGUAUCGACAACCUGUGAAUGAAGAAGUAGAAGGCUGACAUUGAACAUAAGGUGGACGAAAAAAACUGAGCCGUAAUGUAAACACGAUACAUUAUGGGUGAUAUCGAUUUAGACCAGUUUGUGAAACAAAGAGUAUUAACACUAAUGGUAUGUAGGAACGAUGUCUAUUUCAGCUCUAUGGAGGUUGCACUAUAUUCACCGGGCAAUUUUGAAUGCUUUUAAUAUAUAUGUUGCAUUUAACUAUGCCCGAACUAUGUAUUACGCCUUCAAAUAUUAACAAUUCAUGUUAAUUAAUUCGAAUCGACUAGAGCAUUUUGUUAACAUGUGUGUAUCAAUUAUUUAGGUCGGCGUAUUUGCAGUGUAUAUACAUGCUUGCUUUUUGCUUCUCGUUGUAUUGAUAAGUUGUUGUUUUAUAUGUAUUCAAUGUUUGCACAUAUCGUUAAUAUUCGGUGAGAGUGUAGAUGAAUUUAGAGAAUGGUAAUACCGAACAACAAAAGCAGCGGUACAAUUGUUUGCUAAGAAAUAGUGUGAUAAAAAAAACAAAUCACAUUAAUACUGGCACAUUUGUCAGUCGAAACGUAUGGACAUAUGAAAACGCCAGUGCAAAUUCAGUAUUGUCUGAAUCUGAGGUUAUGGUGUAUAUUGUACUUAUUCGUAGUAUUAUGUGGCCAAAUGUAUGUAUUCCCAAAAAUAUAUACCUGUAUUGUAUACCUUUAUAUUGUUGUAUACUUUUCGGUGCAGUUGUAUAGUGUUGGUUUUGGAAUACUGUGUGGUUUCGAUGAAUGUGUUUGGUAUUGAUUUUUUUUAAAAUGUAUAACAAAUGUAUAGCACACAAUCGCAGUGAUAAGAAGUUCUACUAUUUUUUACACUGUUUAAACGCUGUCGAUAUUGUUUGCCUUUUAUUGUUGCUUUAUAAAUUGUGUGCCUCUUAUGAUAUUUUAAACAUUUCUUGAUUUACAUAAAUGUCCAUAUUGUAUAAGCAUGUUAAUAAUCGUUGUAUCUAUGGACACAUAUUAUUUCAAUAAUAUUUAUGUAUCCAAUGUCCUGUUUAAUAAGAUGGUUUUAACAAAACGAACAUUUUGAAACCGUUCGUAUGCUUCCCAUACUUAUUCUAAUAAUCGUUGAAACUUACGUCUACUGUUUUACCUGUUUUGGCAUUUAGAAACUGGGGCAUGAUUAAAUGCAGACAUAAAAUGUGUCACAAUCAAAUUUCGACUUAUGCACACACUUUUUAGUGUGCUUCUCCAUACUAUUUUUGGCAUAACUUUAAACUUUAGACUCCGUCCCGGUACUCCCUUUGAAAUGCAUGUUACAUUUUGUUAAAUACACAAUACACUAUAUAUGAUUCCUUUUUUAGAAAAUUAAAAUACAAAUAUAUUUAAACAUAAUCGCAAUAGAAUUGCAGAUGUAAAUGCGUGUUAUCAAUAUAAAAAACAAAUGUUAUUCAUAUAAAUGUUUAAAUGAACAGUUAUAUCUAAUGCAAAUCAAUGUUUAACCUAAAUCUGUAUAUUCAUAUUGUAUGAUUUUUUAAUGAAUGUAAUAUUGUUGUUUGAUAAGAUUGUUAGUUAAGAAGUUUAUGUGCUUUGUACAAAAAAGGAUGUGGCAAGCAGUUAGUUAGGCUCCAUUGGUCAUUGUCGGCUCGGGUACUUCUUACAUGUACCCGGGUACUCUUAAGUAUACUAACAUAAUUAUUUACGGUACGGUAAAUAUACAUGUACUAAAACGUACCCGAAAAAUUUAAUGCUUAAUCGGCUUUUUAAAAAAAGCAUGUUGAUACAGUUUUUUAGAGAGAAGUUUGUUUAAGAUAAACAAUAUCGUUUUAUUGUAAUCGGUAGCGCGUUUUACCACAUCGUAUUUCGGCGGGAAUACGAUUCGGGUGCAGACUAAUAUCGACCGAGUACGUUAAAAUAUGUUUUCCGUAACCCGGGGUACAUAUGUAAGUAUACUUAAGUUUACCCGGGGUACAUGUAAGUAGUACCCGAGCCGACAAUAACCAAUAGAGCGUUAGUUAGCGGCUGAAUUAAAAGAAUUGCGAAUAAUGAAAAUAACAAUUGAUGAAAGUAUUACCAUUUCAUAUAAUGUGUUUAUGUGUGUCUUAACCUUCAUGGAUCAAUGUUUCGUUGAUUGAACAUUAUAUUGUGUACAUAGUAUUUUAUCUAUAUCUACUUUUGUAACAAAUUACAUGAAGUUUUGUUUUUCUGUGGUAUAAUGGUAUUCGUACGGAUACAAAUUUUGCAUUGCAUUUGAAUGCCACUUUUCUUUGGGUUUUAGUUUUCAAGAUCCGAUUAAAACAAUACAUUUUAUAAUUGUUUAAUAAAGUGCGUUAUUGCUAUGUAUUUGCAUUAUGUACUAUUUCUAUAUGAUUUAACAUGGAGAGUUUAUUAAACGACCAUGUAUGAUUUUAUAUAGUUCAUGCAAAUUAAGUAUAUGUGUAGUGUUGGAUUGUUUACACAUUCUGAUAAUGAAAGCAGUUCCGACUAAAUUCAUCAUAUUUCAUGAUGUGCACAUUUCAACCAAUAUACAGUGCAGUUCUUAGGUCAUUCAUGAAACAGUUCAACAUCUUUCUUAAAAUACUUCAUAUGUGUCUUUGAAAAACUAUAUAUUAAAUGUUUCAUUUUUGCUAAGAUUCAUAAACAUAAGCUAUAAGUUGACUAGCGCUUCAUAAGGGUUCAUACGCAUACAUUAAUCUUAUAGAGUUGAUGUUUAUCCUAACGCAAUAAUGUAACGAAAUGAAUAAAAAAUAAUGUUCAGCGGUGUAUCAUAGAAAGCUAAUGCAGUCGGUAAACAGAUUAACAACGCUCACAAACACAAUAUAAGUUCACCAAACCUCCCUGACCUUCUUAAGAAUGUACGAUGUUUUAAUUUUAAGAUUCGAUAACAGAUUCAAAACAGAAAUCAACAUCUCCAAUACCUGUUUAAUUGUUUUAAUCAAUUGUAUAAAACAGAUAUAUUGUGUUGCUUUUGCUUUGAUGUAUUUCCGCAAUACUACUAGCGUUAUAUUUUAUUUGUAUUUUUAAUAUGUAAGCUAUUAUUAAUAAUGUAUAUUAUGUUAUUUUUAUUGUUUACUGAUGUAUGUGCUAAGUUUAACGUGCGUUUUUUUCAUUGAUGUAUGCAUACAAUCAACAUCCGUGUACAAGUGUAAAGUUUUUUUCUUACAACUAUAUUAUAAACUACAUCAAUGAAACAACAAAAGUUCAUACACUUCGUAAGCAGUGUAGAUAUGUAUACCUAGGCUUUAUGCAUUUAUAAUUUUACAUAACUAUUUGAAACGCAGGAAAAAUGCGCAAAAUACCCAAUUAUUCAUUUUUUGUUUCAAUAGAUUGCAUUGGUCAAAAUGUUUAUGUUAGUUCACCACGCAUAUAUAGUAAGUAUUCUGUAAUGUGUUUGACUUUGAAUCUUAACUAACCAAACAAUUGUCUAUAAACGCGUUAAUUAAAUACACAGAGUUAUUAUUAUUUUAUAACAAUGAUAUUAAACAGAAUACAAUCUAUGUAAACUUAAUUUUAGUAUUUUUAAUAGGUAACGAAUAUUUUGCUGUCUGAUAUUUAUGUUUGACUUGCUGAUUUUUACAGAAGGAUAUAUAAUUGCAUUUCAUAAUUAUACUGAUGCAUAAGUUUACAAGUGUAAAAGUAAGUAAUUGACACGUCUGUGCUUUAAACAUGAAUCAGUUGAAUCAUAUCAAUACCUAUAAGAAACGCAGGAACAAAUGCACUCGUAUAACAAUAGUCUGAAAGCAAAAAACAAUACGUCAUAUGUUUUCUUUAAAUAGUAUUGUUAAAAAUGUCUGUUAGUUCACCACACAUAAAUAAUAAGUAUUUUGUUAUGCCUUUGCCUUUGAAUACUUGUCUAUAAACGCGUAAAUAAAAUAUAUUUAUAGUUAUUAUUUUAUAAUACUUUUGUUUCGCUUGCUGAAUGUUACUGCAGGAGAUAUAUUUGCAUUUUAUAAUUAUACUGAUGCAUUUUUUCUUAGCUUAAUAUACAUAUAUACUACAGAAAAUGACGCACUCAAUUAAUUUGCGACCGAUUGUAGUAGUAUGUAUAUGUUUGUAUUAUUCUUCUUUGAGUUUGAAUGAACGCAUUGGGAUUGUAUAUUAAAUAAUGCAAUAUUGAUUUCAUAACUAAUGUAUAACUAAUGUAUACAAUUUGAUUGAUAUAUUACAGUAUGUUUGUUUCUCAUGUCUUGACUAAGCAAUCACAUAUGUGGACGUAUUUAGUUGUACUUGAACUAAAAUGUCACGCGUUUGCGUCAGAUCGUAAAUAUGCAAUAACCUUGUAGCUCGUUAAAGAAACAUCACAAAAAGGGAUAGAUUAAUCAAAAGUCAGUAUUAUCAUAGUUGUCAAAAACAUGGCAAUGAGAGUUUUACUGACUUUUUGUGAACAGGAACUGGUUGCGAGUGGAAAUUUAAACGGACUUGUAAAAGUUGUAUGUUAUGCUAGUUGCUUAAUGAUUUUGAAACUUAUCACUCAUGUGUUUCGCACAUAGGAUAUUUAUUAAGCAUUAACCUUUUAUUUGUGUUCAAGAUGUUCAUGCGGGUCAUUGAGUUCACAGGAAAAAAAUAUUCUAUAAAGACGUCUGUCCGUAUACAAUAAAGUUUAUAACACCUAGCUUUAUAGAUUUAAAACGUCCCGUGUGUGAUUGCAAUGAUAUAAGUAUGCAUAUAUUUUUAAAUUACUUGUAUUAUUCUCAUUAUCCUUAGUAGUAGAAGUAGUAUAUUGUUUAUAUGCUGUAUUUUAUUGUAUAGUUUAUCAUUGAACAUAGUUGAUUUUACGUGUUUACCAACAAACAAUAGUGCAAAUCAAUUUAUAUACAUACAUUAGAGGUCUGUUUUAGACUACAGUUAAACGUUUAAUUCGCGUAUUUGUGUUAAAUUUUAUAAUUAAAUAUUAUACAUUCAAAAACUACACAAAAUUAAAUUUCGAUUGGGUUUUAUCUUUUUAUCGCGUGCGUAAAUAACUAUGGACAUUGGUUUAAGUUCUAUUACACUAUGAUUUAUUGAGCAAUUCAAUCGAUUAUUAUGUGCUUAAAUGUACAUUGUAUUGGGACAAAGUUUGAGUCUUUAGGUAUAAAGAAACGGCCGAUCGGUUAUCUAGCAUCAUCAUUCGCAGAUAUGAACGACCAGAUAUUUUUCGUAUACGUAUAUCCCAGAUUAAUUUUAGUUUUAAAAUUAUUCAUUUACGUGUUUGUGUAAUGAACAAACACAGGCUUAAAAAGAUAUAAAAUGUGGCAUGGUAUGUGUUAUAAUCCGAUAGUGAAAGAAUGAAUACCAAAAGACUCAAAACACAUAACUGUUUGCUCGUAGCGUGUUGUAGUAGCUUUAGUAACAUAUAUAUAUAUAUUUUAUUUUGCUAAGGGGCAUGUUCACAGAUUGUUACGAGGACAACAUUUAUUGUUCACACAAAUUUCAUAACAUAGUACACAUAUGUAUAAUAGGAGCGACAUUAUAAACACAAUAAGAAGUCAUCGGUUUAAAUUGAUGAACUUGCAAAGAUAAAGCCAACAAAUGGAAAUUUUUAUUGUAACUACUGUUUUAAUUUACGUUUUGGAUAACACGUGAAUCAGUUACAAAAUAAAGGAAAGUGUAAACAAUAAACGUAUUAAUAUCAUCAUGUCGGCAUAGCCGAAGGGCAUCCAGAAGGUAACCGCAUUCGACAUUCGAUUGUCAAGAAAUUAAAGCCAAGAGGAAGCAUCAUUGAACUCCCUCAAUGUGCUUCUCUUGUACUGCGUUUAUGAUUAACUAGUCCUUAAAAUUGUCAAGUUUAGGCAAAGUAUGAUGAACAUACACAAAACUGUGAGCAUGUCCCAUAAAUUACUUAUAUAAUUAUUAUAAGAUGUUUUUUACAAAUGGUGUUUUGAGGCUUUAUAAAAUUAAAACGAAUAUGCCUUAAUGGUGUAUUAUUAAAGGGUUCAACACAUAACAUUUCCAUUCCUCGUAAAAAAAAAACGGCGGUAUUCUAAUAAAAUUAAAAACACAUGUAUAAGCAUGCAUUACCUUCACUCAAUACGUCUUUAAAAUUGCUAUGCAAAACAUAAACAUUAAGUACCUAUAGGCAUAAUUGUCAAAAUAGUUAUACAAAAUGGUUUAAUAAAAAUGGCAAAUACUUUAUGUGGAAAGGGUGUAUUUUUGGCUUAAAGAACCAACAAUGGUGAAUCUAUUUACGUAUAUGUAAAUAUCUUUCUUAGGUUUCUAACAAAACUCCAUAAGGAAAUUGCGAGAUGUAGAAUUAUGUAAUUAUUUAUUCUAGAAACGUGUCUAUGGGCCUCUAAAAAUCGUUUGAAGAGCUAAAAGGCAAGCGAUACCGAAAUAAGAAUAUUUUUAACAAAAGCCUCAAGAUCCCAUGACAUGUAUUCAAUAUUCAAUGUAUAUGCACGCAUAUUAUAAUAGCUUGACAUACUAGCAAUAAAAAAACGAAAGUU